Messenger RNA from Abrus precatorius (Indian licorice), 933 nucleotides. RefSeq names its product transcription factor bHLH96-like. Gene Ontology annotation, biological process: regulation of transcription by RNA polymerase II. Gene Ontology annotation, molecular function: DNA-binding transcription factor activity, RNA polymerase II-specific; protein dimerization activity; RNA polymerase II cis-regulatory region sequence-specific DNA binding. The transcript has 3 exons. Bases 1 to 933 code for a protein of 310 amino acids. The record is from RefSeq and is a predicted model, not a curated record. Lineage: Eukaryota; Viridiplantae; Streptophyta; Magnoliopsida; Fabales; Fabaceae.
AUGGCACUAGAGGCUGUGGUUUUCCCACAAGAUCCUUUUACUUAUUGUUACAAGGAUCAUUUGUACUCCAACUAUGGUUUCCAAGUAGCAGAAGAAGAGAAACUCCUUCUCGGAAUCAUCAAUAACAACAUAGAACAGAGUCUGCAUGCAAAUUGGGAUUCUUCUUCCACCUCGAUGAUGCAAAAUGUGAAGGACCAAUGGGAUUCUCACUCCUCCCCUGAAGCCUGCACCGUUGAUCAGUCCAUCACCGCACCUUUCCCUCUUCCUCCUUCUUCCACCACCACGGUUCGCCGUAAACGGCGUCGUAGCAAGAACGCGAAGAACAAGGAGGAAAUCGAGAACCAGAGGAUGACACACAUUGCAGUUGAACGCAAUCGCCGAAAACAGAUGAAUGAGUACCUUGCAGUGCUCCGUUCCUUGAUGCCUUCUUCUUAUGUUCAAAGGGGUGAUCAAGCGUCUAUUAUUGGGGGUGCGAUUAACUUUGUGAAGGAGCUAGAGCAGCUUUUGCAGUCCAUGGAAAGUCAAAGGAAAACGAAUGAGAAUAUUGGCUUAAAUGGGUCAUCACCCUUUGCGGAGUUCUUCACGUUUCCUCAGUACACAAAGCAGAGCAACAACGGAGGCGCCACGAUGGCAGAGAACCAGGCCCAAAAACAAUGGGCCGUGGCAGACAUUGAAGUUACCAUGGUGGAUAGCCAUGCCAACCUGAAGAUACUCUCAAAGAAACGAACCGGGUUGCUUAUGAAGAUGGUUGUUGGGCUUCAAGGCCUCAGGUUCACCAUUCUCCACCUUAAUGUUACCACUCUCGACGAUAUGGCCCUUUACUCAGUUAGUGUAAAGGUAGAGGACGGGUGUCAGCUGAACACGGUGGAUGAAAUUGCGGCUGCAGUGAAUCAACUAUUACGCAGGGUCCAAGAAGAAGUCACUUUUAACUGA